UGAAGUUUAAAAUGUUUUAGGUUUAAUUAUGCAAGUUUAACUGUUUAAUAUAUUCAAAAACUGGAGUUGUAAAGCCUUUUGCAGUACUUCGACUAAUUUCGCUGGAAAUAUUUGUCGGGAUUCGGGAAAUCAGUGAUGGUUUGGAGAUGGUCACAAAUGGUUGCAAACUGCGCAUAGAUUUUUUUGUUAUUUCUGUUGUUUUAUGCCUUCUUUUGAGCCAAUAAGUGUUAUUUUAGUAACAGCUGGUAGCAGAGGAGAGAAAUUAUUGUUUAGGUAUCCAUUUUGUCAAGACAAGUAUGUAGAGGUUACUGCCUGUCAAGAGGAGCAGGUUAUUGGCGAUGAAAGUGAGAAAUCAUCUGAAAACAAGAUUCGGUCCCUUUCUUUUGCCAGGAAAGCAUGUCAAAACUAUUCAGAUAAGACUCUUGCAAACAUAUUGACACCUGGUGAAAAACUUUGUGGAAAGAAAUUUGAGCUUCGAAUUGAUGAUGUUUUGUUUGUUGGCCAUCCUACACUUGUGACACGGCCAACCCAAACUCAGGGAAAUGAUGCACAAACUAAAGCUGCCAGCACCAAUAUCAAAAUGUUCAACAUUGUUUUUGCCCUGCAGGCUGAUGUUGACUCGUCUGUCUGUGAAUGUUAUCAUGAACUCUCUCAGAGGAUCUCGAUUGCAUUGAAACAUGAAGAAUUGAGAUGUGGAUAUUUCAGCACAGAAAGGCAGACAAUGCUUGCGAUACACGAUGAAGUGGCUGAGCUACCCGAAGCAAGUGAGGCGUCACCGUUUCAUAUGAUAUUACCCAAAAGUACCCUGGCAAAAGCUCUGUGCGAUGCCUUUGACAGCGUUUCUCAAAAUGGUACUGUCAAUUUGGAGAUCAAUAAUUGGGUCAGGGUUGGAUUUUGUCUUCCUCAUAAAGUACAUAAUAUCAACUCGGAGAUGAUUGUCAAGCCCGAGGAUGUUCAGGUCUGUCUAGCAGCAAUGAGACCAUAUCACACAGUCUUAAUGCUGGUGGACGAAGUCUCUCUUUCUGCAUCGCUACCUGAUGAUUGCUCUCCAGAUCUCAUAAGAUUUGUCAAAAAUGCAAAACCUUCAAAAAGUUUUCAAGUGUUAUCACAAGACACAGAUAUCCCACUUUCACUCAUAUUUUCAAUUGCUGCUCAUCUUGUUUACUGGGGUAAAGCCAGGAUCAUCUACCGUAUUGUCGAAAAUAACGUCUACGUAGUCUCCCCGGCAGCUUCAAUACAUUUAAAGUCUCAGAUAGCAAAACAGUUUGCUGUGGAAUAUCCAGGCAUGUCCCUUCACGACCAGUUAUCUCAGUUCUCCCUACCAACACCACUUGGGGAGCAAGCAAGUCCCUUCUGGUCACACCAGGAGAAGGCUGAGCAAGUUCAACGAGUAAUUUGGAUGUUAAAGCAUCACCUCCUUAUUCAGCUACACAUGUAUAUUUACUGGAUCAGUGGGAAGUCAAGUGAAAAUUGUUUGGAAAAUGGAACUGAGUUGCCACUAUCUGACUGUGAUCUCCCAAGUCCACGUUCACAGAUGUCUGAUUCAGAAGAUCAAAAGCGUUUUAAAAAAUUAUGUCAUUAUUUUGAUGGAAAUCACCAUUUGGAGGAGAUAAUGUAUUAUGAGGAUUUGCAGAGGAGCGAAGUGCUGACCUUAGUGGAAAAGUUUCGCAACGUUUUGUUCAUCUGUCAGCACGAAGAUCCUGCUACAGUUUAUCACUCAAUAACGGCCUGAUUGUUACAACAGUUGUAGACCCUGCAUGUUCCAGGGGGUGCUAUCUGGACGCCAUCUGGGGCCAGUUGAUCAAAAGCAAGUUAGCUGAACCCUGGGUUAAAACAAAUCUUUACGUUCAUUUAUUUAAUCGCUUGUUUACAAUGUUGAAUAU
Molecule: messenger RNA, 1883 nt
Organism: Dendronephthya gigantea
Lineage: Eukaryota; Metazoa; Cnidaria; Anthozoa; Malacalcyonacea; Nephtheidae
Product: GATOR complex protein NPRL3-like
Exons: 17
Coding region: 203-1732 (509 amino acids)
Biological process (GO): negative regulation of TORC1 signaling; TORC1 signaling; positive regulation of autophagy
Cellular component (GO): GATOR1 complex
Source: RefSeq, a predicted model, not a curated record